UUAAACUUUCGCCCAGUAUCCAAUCAACCCUUACGCGAGUGGAUUAGCUCGAAAAGUUUCUCGAUGGAACUAACGGUGCCGUGUAAUUUCACCUUUCGCCUACUUUUUCUACCCAAUUCCCGUUUACAAACGUAUUUACAUUCAGACAAUUUUCGUCGCGCAUUCGUUAUAUGUACCUAUUGUAGCGUUUAAACGCGAUAGAAGUUUCUGGCCUGUUUUAAAGAAUGUAACGAACGAAGAUCGAAGUUACGUGCGUGCUAUUGACAUUGAUAACCUUCACCGUUUCGUCGAGCAACGCCUUAUGAAUUUUCAUCAGUCGCGUAUUGUAUUUAAAAAACACGGCUCGCAACACGGCUGCUUAAUAACACCUUUUUAAAAAAGUAAUUCGCUUGAGUGCGCAACGCGAUAAUAGCAGACAGCUUGUCGUUUCCGUAUAAAAUAUAGCGACCUCGUGCAAACGUUGGAAAAUCUGGUAAAAUCUGAAUAGAAUCUUCUCUCUUGUCGUAGCUCUGUCAUAAGUUCCAUCGUUCCUUCGAAACAAAAGCGCGAUUCAAGAACACGGAAAACGGUGAACUUUAUUCGUCGAAUAUCCUUUCAUCGCGUCCGGAAGUUUACCUUUUAUUCGCGGAAGAUCGAAACGGCUCGAUCAUUAACAUACGACCCAGUUAGGCGAUGACAACUGUUUCUUCAACGAUUGUUUCUACAUCUGUUCAAACAACUUGACGCCAUAUGCGAGCUUACAAUUCCCCGGCUCGAAGAUACGGCAAUGAUUUCGUAUGGUCGAUAAACGAGCGCGAACCGAGGCUGGGAUAAUCGAUAGAUUGUCGUGCAUAAGAGAAUUCAAAAUAUUGGCUUCGCGCCAGAGGUGACGGCGACAAGCACGAAAACGAAGACGAAGACAGGGAAAUGUAACGUGGCCAAAAUAAGCACGCGGGCCCAGGAAAAAGAAGAGCGUAUUCGGUCGCGUAGAGCACGUUCUACGAGAACAUCCUCGUUCGCUUCUGGAUCUGAAGAAGACGGAAAGCUGUAAUAGAAAAUGAAAGAAACGUGUCGGCAAACAAUUCGAGCCGGGAUGCAAUUUCGAAUCGGAAGAUAGUUAAUCGGAAAUGUUACGUCGAAUCGAGCCCCAUUGAUUCCACACAUUUUCUCAUCGGUAAUUGACUUUGAACGGUGCUCCAUGGAGUCUGGAUCAACGAUGACGAAGAAUCAUCGUGACAAUGGAACGACGAGGCAGAACGAGACGUACUCUGGGAAAGAUUCGUUGACCAGUGAAACGAAACGCAACAUCGGAGACACCGCGUCACUGGUCAACGUGCAAAGAAACACAAGCCAAAGAAGAGGUGAAAUUGUCGAUAGCAGUUGGCGGGUAAACGGUGUCCAGGCGAGCCGUACAAAGUGCAGUUCCUCCGUAAAGGGCACCGGCUGCAUCGUGAACAACGGUCUAGUUGCCUCUAGGGGUGAACUUGCUCGAAAUAGCUGCACGAAGAGAAAGACGCCGGCGCCGUGCGUCGUUAACGAGAAAAGCAACGCGGUCGUCGACGCGAUUUACCGCGCCAAACAACCGGAUAGUUUUCUCGAAGAAGAGUUGUUAGGCACACGGUUCUCUCUGGAGACAGCAAGAUCGACGACGGCUUUCAGAAAACCUCACCGAACCAUCCCCAAGUCGUUCUCCCUUCCAGACGAUCUACGAGAAGGUAUCUCAGCGGCACAGAGAAAAGGACGAAGGCCCCUCGACAACGGUAUUUUAAAAAGGUCCUCCGCGUUUCUGGCGAACAUCGCUCAGACUGCUUGUCGCGUCAGGGAGAAGAAAACCAGCGAGAAUCGCGGGAAAUCUUCGACUGUCGGUGGAUACUUUACGAUUUUGAACAGCGUAACCAACGACUUUGAGUCUCUUUAUCGUUCGCCGAGCGUUCAAACUCUGCCAGUCGAACGGAAGAAGAAGAAGAACGGUGUUCGAGUGAAAAAAUCAGUGUCCUUCAGUUCUGAUACGAGCUUCGAGGAGAAACGGGCACCGUACAGGAGAACCGGGGCCGUUCACGAGGUCAAGGCCUAUCACAAGGGUGUCCUGCAAGAUCAUACCGAGGCUGAUACGAUCGUCAGAAAAGUGCCGUCCUCGUGGGAAACGAACAGCGAGGGCCGAACGGCCCUACUCAGAGCUGCCAGGGAUGCCGACGACGCGGCUCUCAACGAGAUUACCCUUAGGGUCGGAAAAUUUGGAUUCGGUGAUAUGGAUGUUAACGUGGCUGACAGCAGCGGCAGGACCGCCGUAAGCUACAUGGCUGGAAACGGAACGUCGACAAUGUUGGAGCUAGCUUUGUCGUUCGACGGGGUGGAUCCCAAUACUCCCGACAACGAGGGCAACACACCCCUGCACUUUGCCGCGCAGGCGGGCCAAACAGACUGUUUGAACAUACUGCUGCAAAGGUGUCCGGAGAUCGAAGUGGACGCUAGAAACGCGUCCGGUUUCACCCCGUUGAUGAAGGCUGCCCUCCAAGGAAGAACAAAGUGCGCAAAAAUUCUCUUGUUUGCCGGCGCGAAUCCAACUCUAAGAGAUCACGGGAGAGGGCUGAGGGCAGAGCAAUGGGCCAGAUUUUGCGGAAGAUACGUUUGCGCCGAAGUGAUCGAAAGAUUCGCAAGGCAUAGGCUCCUGGAGAGAUCAACGUCGUGUAGAUGGGGCAGCGAACCUGAACUGGCGGCGAAAGUGCUGCAAGGAAAGGUGAUGCCGAUUCCUUCGACUCCUCUGUCACCACCGUCUUCGGGGUUCAAGUCGAAGAUAAGGAAAGUUUUCCGCACCACUUCUGGACCAGAUAGAAAUUUCUCCUUGGUUUCGCAAUUGACCAGUGCCGCACUUUGCGCAAGCAGUCCCGCUUUGCCGAAAUCCAGCGAAGUCCCUCCAGUAGUUAAAAGUCUUCUUCGACCUCUGAGCGUCCCUCAGUUAAGAGUGACGCUGGUUUCGCCGCAGGAUUUUCUCGACCAAUCAAAGGACAAGUACGGAUCAAAUUUCGCGGAAAAGAUCGAGAACACGGUCGCGAAACAAUCGUCGCGAUCGAAAAAAAAGAAAUAAACAGACCAAUUUUCAAUAUCCUUCCUCGUUGUUCGAUACUGCUACAGUUCCUAUUCGAUUUACCGUAGACUCGGUACGAUCAAGUAACGAUCAAAUUGAUAUUUUUCGUCUACGAUAUGGGUAGACGGUAGGAAACAGAGAAGAGGAUGGAAUCGCGUAGCUCGAAAGCCAAGAAUACCAAAGAAACGAACUGGAGUUACGAUGACUCAGAGAAUCGUGCAAAGAAAUCGAUGUAAUAGUUUCUAAGCGAUUCCAAAUAAUCAUCUGUCGAGUUCAGACGAGAAACAUUCGCUGCAAGAAUUUUAAAACGAUGUUUUAAGCGUGCCGGUGGAUAAGGCGAUAUUUUGUAUCUCUGUAUAACAAUAGCUGAACGAACUUUUAAAUAAACUUCUUGAUAUUAAAAACAUUA
This is a messenger RNA of Osmia bicornis bicornis, 3473 nucleotides long. RefSeq lists its product as uncharacterized. Bases 1178 to 3064 code for a protein of 628 amino acids. The transcript is spliced from 10 exons. NCBI's taxonomy places the organism in Eukaryota, Metazoa, Arthropoda, Insecta, Hymenoptera, Megachilidae. The record is from RefSeq and is a predicted model, not a curated record. Gene Ontology annotation, molecular function: protein binding.